Cladophialophora bantiana CBS 173.52 is the source of this 378-nucleotide messenger RNA. RefSeq lists its product as uncharacterized. The transcript is spliced from 2 exons. The record is from RefSeq and is a predicted model, not a curated record. Lineage: Eukaryota; Fungi; Ascomycota; Eurotiomycetes; Chaetothyriales; Herpotrichiellaceae. The coding region runs from base 1 to 378 and encodes 125 amino acids.
AUGUCCGAACAAACCUUCCACAUUACCGGCGAGGACGUCCGCAAGAUGGAGUCGAAGGAGUCCAAGUUCCAUGGAGGCAAGACACCCAAAGAUUCAGAUAUAUCGGCAAUGAAGCAACUCCUCUCGGAACAGGGAUCCAAACAAGACCAAAUCGACCGUGUCAAGGCGAACCUGCCUCUCCCCGACCCCCCCGUCGGAGGAGCAAGCGCAGAUCUCCAGUCCGCGGACCAACGCACCGUGAAUGUCGGCAGUGGCGGCGUGAACGUCAAGUUGGGCACGGGAUCGGCUUCGGGCCUGAGAGAACCGGCAACGGCUGAGAGCAGCGUGAGAGUGGAUGGGGAGGAAUUCAAAAAGGCCACCGAGCCGCCUCGUUCAUGA